Zingiber officinale is the source of this 979-nucleotide messenger RNA. RefSeq names its product UDP-glycosyltransferase 82A1-like. Gene Ontology annotation, molecular function: UDP-glycosyltransferase activity. The coding region runs from base 98 to 979 and encodes 293 amino acids. The record is from RefSeq and is a predicted model, not a curated record. The transcript has a single exon. Lineage: Eukaryota; Viridiplantae; Streptophyta; Magnoliopsida; Zingiberales; Zingiberaceae.
ACGGCGGUGGCGGAGAAGUCGCUGACGCUGGCAAGCCAAGCCAAGUUGAGCACCAAGGAGCUGCCAUGGCUGGUGGGCAACCCUGAGAUCGCGAUUCAUGUUUUGGCUGCGAGUCCUGGAACGUGCCAAAUCCGUCCAACAUCUCCUGGUCAACUCUUUCCCCCAUGAGUCAGGUCAACAACACGAACAGAGGAGCUGCCACCGCCGCCCGCAACCUCUGCCCAUUGGGCCGUUGAUGCUCGCCCACCGCACCAGCAACCUCAGCAUGUGGGAAGAAGACCGAAGCUGCCUGCAGUGGCUGGAGCAGCACCCUCCCGGCUCCAUCGUGUACGUGUCGUUCGGCAGCUGGGUGGCGCCGCUCUCGCCGGAACGGGUCGCGGAGUUCGCGCUCGGGCUCGCGGCGGCUGGCCGACCGUUCCUGUGGGCGCUGAGAGAGGACGACGCGUGGCGGUGCGGGGUUUCUGGAGGGUUACCGGGGAAUCUUCCUGGGAAAAUCGUGGCGUGGGCGCCGCAGAGACCGGCCGUGGGGUGCUACCUCACGCACUGCGGGUGGAACUCGACCUUGGAGGCGAUCCAACACGAGAAGUGGCUGCUGUGCUACCCGGUCGCCGGAGACCAGUUCGUGAACGCGGAGUUCAUCCUCAAGGGGUGGGGCAUCGGCGCCAUGCUUGACGGCUCCGCCGGGAGGUCGGCGGUGGAGGACGGCAUAAAGAGGGUGAUGGCAACCGAGGAGGGCGCCGUGAUGCAAGAGAGGCUGGUGCGGUUGAGGAGGAGAGUUAUGGGGGAAUGUGGAAAGAGUUCCACAGCCAUGGAAAAUCUACAAGGUUUCUUCGAUGGGAUGAACGGAGAUCAGAGGCAGAAGAAAUACCAAAAGGAGGAAGAAAUAGAAAAGCAUUUACUCUGUUCAGACCUUCAUAAUUUCAAAAUUUCAAAAAGAAGCCUCGACUCAUCUGGACCGGAUUUAACCGGACCGGUCUAA